Messenger RNA from Benincasa hispida (wax gourd), 764 nucleotides. Lineage: Eukaryota; Viridiplantae; Streptophyta; Magnoliopsida; Cucurbitales; Cucurbitaceae. The record is from RefSeq and is a predicted model, not a curated record.
AUCUUCAUGGGUAAUAAUAAUAGUUAAUUAAUUAAUAAAUGAUAAUAAACCGCAUAAAUAUCUCCUAUGGAUUAAUUAUAAUUAUUUUUCUAUCCAUUUCUUCUCUUUUCAGAUAUAUUGUUUCAGACUGUGACUCAAUUGAAGUUUUGGUAGAUAAUGCACACUAUCUACAAGACACAAAUGAAGAUGCUGUUGCUCAAACUCUCAAAGCAGGUAAAUUUUUGUACCUUUCUUCAGUCACUUCUUCUGGGUACAACUUUUUUUGCUUUCUUAUCAAACCCCAUGAAUCAAAUUUUGAAGUUCUUCAAUGUAAAUUUUCAGGGUUGGAUUUAGAUUGUGGUAAGUUCUACCCAGAAUACACAGAAGGCUCAGUAAGGCAAGGGAAAGUUGGAGUGAAAGACAUUGACAAAUCUCUAAACUAUCUCUAUGUUGUUCUAAUGAGACUUGGGUUCUUUGAUGGAAGCCCUGGUUUCCAAUCACUUGGAAAACCAGAUAUUUGCUCUGAUGAACACAUUGAAUUGGCCACUGAAGCUGCUAGACAAGGAAUGGUUUUGCUCAAGAACGAUAAUGACACUUUGCCUCUUGAUCCUUCUACUUUCAAAACCCUAGCUGUUGUUGGACCCCACGCUAAUGCCACUUCUGUCAUGCUUGGCAACUAUGCAGGUCAAAUUAUAAGCCCAAAACUCUACUCUUUCCCCCUUAACUCAAUGUUCUUCAAUCAAAUAUGAGAUUUAUCCUAAUCCCAUUAACUUAAAAAAACAUCU